Messenger RNA from Brugia pahangi, 216 nucleotides. NCBI's taxonomy places the organism in Eukaryota, Metazoa, Nematoda, Chromadorea, Rhabditida, Onchocercidae. The record is from the annotation of a GenBank genome assembly.
AUGGUUCCAUCAUUCGUUAUUUUUUUAGUAUUAAAUAUCUUUAUUGGCGCUAAUUUUACAGCUCUAGCAGAAUUGUCAAUGGAAAGUCGAUUAAUUCAUCGUAACUAUUAUUGGUACAUAAAAGGAAGAGAAGAACGAUUACAAAAUGGGUCAACGCCAUUCGGUUUUGAUCAUUUACCGCCACAGACAGUAUUAUGUGUGGUAAAUAAUGCAUAA